Molecule: messenger RNA, 830 nt
Organism: Mus caroli (Ryukyu mouse)
Lineage: Eukaryota; Metazoa; Chordata; Mammalia; Rodentia; Muridae
Gene: Med28
Product: mediator complex subunit 28
Cellular component (GO): mediator complex
Source: RefSeq, a predicted model, not a curated record
ACACAGGCCCGACGGCGUUUCCGCCCGCCGUUGCAGACAUGGCGGCGUCCCUGGGAGGGAUGUUCACCGGGCAGCCUCCAGGUCCUCCGCCGCCGCCGCCCGGGCUCCCAGGCCAGGCGUCGCUUCUGCAAGCAGCCCCUGGGGCCCCGAGACCAUCUAACAGCACUUUGGUGGACGAGUUGGAGUCAUCCUUCGAGGCUUGCUUUGCUUCCCUUGUGAGUCAGGAUUAUGUCAAUGGGACUGAUCAGGAAGAAAUUCGAACUGGUGUUGAUCAGUGUAUCCAGAAGUUUUUGGACAUUGCAAGACAGACAGAAUGUUUUUUCUUACAAAAAAGGUUGCAGUUAUCUGUCCAGAAACCAGAUCAAGUUAUCAAAGAGGAUGUCUCAGAACUAAGGAGUGAACUGCAGCGGAAGGAUGCGCUGGUCCAGAAGCACUUGACAAAGCUGAGGCAUUGGCAGCAGGUGCUGGAAGACAUCAAUGUGCAGCACAAGAAGCCGGCUGACAUGCCUCAGGGAUCCUUGGCCUUCCUCGAGCAGGCGUCUGCCAACAUUCCUGCACCUCUGAAGCAGACCUAAGCACUCCUGCCUGUGGUGCAGCCUUGCAGUCUUGGCAGACACGUUUCCUUACAGACCUGGUGUAUUGGAAGGACUCUGUUGGAUAAUGAGUUUGUAUCAGUUUCUGUCCCUAUUUAUAAGGUAGGGUUUCAGUAUGAAGCCGGGAUGGGCCUUGAAUCUAUGAUCCCCUGCCUCAGCUCCUCUAGUACUCUAAACUCCUGAAUACUUUAUAAAAUAUCUCUAUCUUUGAUAAAGUAAAGUUUGGUUUUGUUUUUU